Paramuricea clavata is the source of this 612-nucleotide messenger RNA. The record is from the annotation of a GenBank genome assembly. NCBI's taxonomy places the organism in Eukaryota, Metazoa, Cnidaria, Anthozoa, Malacalcyonacea, Plexauridae.
AUGGCCCAAGCCCUUAUCCGUAGCUAUCCAGAAGGAGAAGCAAAUGAAACAGCAAGAUUUUGUAAAUUAAUGAAUGACUUUUUCGACUGUUUAAAUGUUCGUGCAUACAAUGAGGCUACCUGUAAACGUAAUGUACUCCUGGGACCAUAUAGAUCACAGGAUGAUAAAAGGUUUGAAUGGUUAGUAAACACUUUCCUCCAGUACUUUCAUGACUGGAAAAAAGCUGUCGAGACUCGUCCUGGAAAUUUCCUACCAACAGCUCAAGCUAAGAUGUUCAUUUCGCAACAAACUUAUGAAGGCCUUCAAAUCACUGUGCAUUCAACUGUCGAGACUGUCAAGUUCCUCCUUUCCCAAGGUGUUGAUAGCGUUUUGACAGAACGCUUCCAGCAAGACCCGUUGGAAGAAUAUUUCGGAAAUCAGAGACAAAGGGGCAGAAGGUCGGAUAAUCCCGAUGCAUCACAAUUUGCAUAUAAUGAUCGAGCCCUUGAUGUCCAACGCAACAUUGUGCCUAUCAAAGCUGGUAACACUGGAAAACGCAGUGCAGAAAAAUCCAGGUGGAACGACAUCAUUGAGGAGCCUCUGGACAAAGCCAAAAAACAAAAAAAGAAAUAA